Messenger RNA from Mesitornis unicolor (brown roatelo), 3317 nucleotides. RefSeq names its product centrosomal protein of 170 kDa protein B-like. NCBI's taxonomy places the organism in Eukaryota, Metazoa, Chordata, Aves, Mesitornithiformes, Mesitornithidae. The record is from RefSeq and is a predicted model, not a curated record.
AAAGCGGUGUAGCUCCAAAACCCGGAGAACCAGAAAAUGCUGUGCCUUUGAGAACAAGGCGCCUUCUUCCCCAGCUCCCACCGAGCGAUAAAUCAGACAGCCCCACGCCCACGGUCCUGGUUUGCCAGGAGGCCUAUUCCGAGGUUACCAAGAGAACCACCGUGAAGGACCAUGGUGUGGAAGCCUAUAGUGACCCCAGCAGCCGCCUCUUCAUCCAAGAGGACUUGGAUCCGGAUAGCCUCAGUGAUGCCAGCAGAUCUGACGAUGGCUUCAGCAUGGAAAAAGGCAAGAAAUAUAAAGAGAACAAUAAAAUGCUAGAGCAGAUGGCGGAAGACACGAGAUCAGAGAGCCGGCAGCCAGGAGCCUCCCGGGUCUCAAAUGCGAGAGCUGUAAAUGAGCCAGUUGCUACUUCAUUCUACAUUGGUGAUGACAGCAGCGUUGUGGGGAUUCCCUCUAAGCUCUCUCUGAGUGUGUCCCAUGCUCGAGCAGACAAAGACAGCAAAGAUCAGGAGUUUUCCUUCAAGCCUGCUGGCACAUCAGUUCCUGGAAAGCCACCGGUCAAAGAUGUUAGCGCUUACAUAAAUGCAGCUGGCAAAGUGGUUAUUUCCCUUCAUCAGAGUCUUCCUCAAGAUCAAGAAAACACGUCAGGAAAGGAAACAUCAUCUUUUGUUAGGCAGGAAAGUUUUACCAAAGAUAAAUCCAACAGUGGUGUUCCUCAAAAUAAACUCCCACGUAUUUCAAGUCACCCUCUGCUUAAAGACUUAGAGGCUGUUCGGUCAACUCGCAUGGACUUUGGUCAGGAAACUCAUCUUCUCCUUAAGGACACUGAAACUGCCUUGGCAGCGCUGGAAGCCAAAUUACUUGGUCAAAGCCAACAGGCGGAGCCCUCGGAAACUGCUGGUCAACUGGAGGACUCCUUGUCAGGGGAUUCGGAUGUGGACACGGCCAGCACGGUCAGCUUGGUGAGCGGCAAAAACGUCCCGGCGAGCGCCCCGCAACGCAAAGCGGUGGUGAGCUUGCAGAAGGAAAAAUCUUCCUCCACGCCAUCCAUCCAGGACCAGUGCGUGCAGCCCAGUGCUCGGGACAGGCUGACGGAGAAGCGAAAAACACAAGCGCUAGAGGCGUCAAACCGUGCUGAGGCCGCCAAACGCUUCCAGAUGAAGCGGAGUGCUGGGACUCGAGGGUCGCUCGACUUCACAGAUGAUGAGAGAAGCUCAAGCUUGCCCUACUUGCCAGUCCCCGAUGCAGUCGUGUCUGACCAUGAGCACCCGGUAACCCGUCCGGUCCCCAGAAGGAAACCUUUUACUCAGGCAACCAAGGAGGACCCCAGCAAAACGACCUCGAAUGUGCAGAAAAUCCAGCAAGUUCUCACCCGCUCCAACAGUUUAUCCACCCCGCGGCCCACGAGGGCCUCAAAGCUACGUCGUGCUCGGCUGGGAGAUGCUUCGGACAACGAAUGCGUCGAUACUGAGAAAACGGCCUCCAACUCUGAAGCCGCCGCUGCAGGCACCAAGCAGAACACAGAGACGAAGAAGCUCUCCCGGCUGGACAUUCUCGCCAUGCCGAGGAAACGGGCAGGCUCGUUUACGGUGCCCAGCGACUCCGAAACGGCACAGCCGAGGUCGGGCUUUUCUGGCCGGAGUGUGGAGACCUGUCGGAAGACGACGGGGAUUUCGGAGGUCAGAGCAGCAGCGAGGAAAACGGCGGCGGAGGUCCCCCGCAGCAGGACUCGUUCAAGCAGCGUCAAGUAUUCCUCCUCAUCCACGUCAAGGCGGAGACCUCAGGGUUCAGAUUACACUUCUACUUCGGAGGAGGAAUAUGGCUCAAAUCACAGCUCCCCUAAACACAAACGCUCCCAUACUUCAACAGCCACACAGACGCCGAGGAUACGUGGCUCUGGGCUGAGCAAGCAGAAGCAUAACGGCCGAGAAACAGAUGACGACGACGAUUUUGACGACCACCCCGACCCCUACAACUUCAUGGCACAAACAGCAGAGAUAGCAGAAAUCGCCAGACUCAGCCAGACGCUGGUGAAGGAUGUGGCCAUCCUUGCUCGAGAGAUUCACGAUGUUGCUGGAGAUGGGGACUCGCAGAGUUCACUGGGGACGGGAUUAAGCACCUCCCUCAGCUCUGUGCCCAACACUCCUGCUUCCACCAUAUCAGCAAGAGAAGAGAUUGCUCGUAGAUCUUUUCGGCUGGCAUAUCCAUCUCAGUUGGUGCAGCACAUUCCAGAAGCAAGUCUGAACUACCAGAAAGUGCCUCCGGGAUCAGUGGAACUGAAGGAUUUUGACCAAAAUAUGAACGAUAAUAGAGAAGAGGAUCCCUCAAGGAAAACGAGGACAAGAAACCGUGAGGAGGUAAUUUUUGACAAUCUGAUGUUGAACCCAGUGUCCCAGUUAUCACAUACAAUUCGUGAAAACACAGAAAACCUAGCUGAAAAAAUGAAGAUUCUGUUUCAAAACUCGGAAAGGACCUGGGAAGAGAUGGAGGCCAAAAUGAAUUCAGAAAACGAAGUGCCAAUUCUGAAGACAUCAAACAAGGAAAUCAGUUCUAUCCUGAAGGAGCUCAGGAGAGUUCAAAAACAACUUGAAGUCAUAAACGCUAUCAUCGACCCUACUGGAAACUUGGAUGUAGUUGCCAGUAACAAAGCAUCUUCUGCUGCUAAACAAUCUACAGCCACUAAAGUCAGGACUGCUAACACUUCUGGAUCCACACUGGAGACUUUGUCCCCAGCACAGAUGAGAAACUACACACAGAAAUCGAACUGUGGGUCUUCUACCCUGCAAGAAUCAAACUUCAUUCCAGAUGGAGAGAAAUAUGUGAUCUGAUACAAUAUUUUGUAACGCUGUCAUAUUGUAAUCUACUGUCGCAUUAGUAUUGUGUACGAGUGGUUUGUGGACAGUUUGUGUGGAGCAGUUGUUUAGAUUGCUAACACGUUGCACAAAAAGAAAUAAUCUAUGCUGUGAGGGUGAAUGGAAAGUCUGUGUAUGCCUUUUAAACAGGACUAGCACUGUGGAGCAGCACAUACUCAGCGUAGAGGCAAACUGAUUUUUAGAAAAUUACUCACUUAUUCUUCCAGUGUGCCAUAAGAAAACAGGCUUUGCAUACUCUCCAUUCAAUGCUGCCGAAGCUGAAGUGUUCUUGCAUCGGCCUGUUUAUGAUUAAUCAGUUGUAGUGAGGCGCAAUUUAAAAAACCCACUUUUUUUUUGGUACUCCAUUUGUUUUGGGUUUAUUUGUUUUAUUUUUAUUUAACUGUACAGGUGAAGCAUUACAGCUCUGUUGGAAUCGGCGUGCAACUCCAACAGAAUGAUCGUGCA